AGGGGGCAGAUACGGAGCGCGCGAGCGAGAAACAAAACGUGACUAGGCACCCAAAGACUUCUGUUAUGCAACUACUGACCUACUAACAUACAAUUGGAGACAUUGAGAGAGCAAGGAGGAAAUUGUAGCAAGUCCCUAACGUAAUAAGAGAACAGAUUCAAAAUAAGCGACACAGAAUUCAUGCUCACAUACAGGCACUUAUCACAGAGCUCGCACUGUACUUGAAGGACGAUCGUACAUUUUAAUUCGAUAGUAAUCAGAAAUAGGAAUUGUUGAACAGAAACGUGGCUGUUAUAUUAGACUUCGCACUGUGGGCUUUUAUUUACACAUACACGCCUUUCAUCUUGCAACUUACUGGAGAAGGAGAGAGGUAGCGCUCUUUCAAAGAGACUGACAAGCCGAGAUAGACUGAGUGACCUACAUCCUGCAACACGCCUGGAGCCGUAGAACACUUCUCUGUCUGCUCAGCACAGCGCUCUCGCAAAAAUAUUGAAAAACAAAACAAAGACAAGAAGGUUAGAGAAUUGCUCAGUGAAGAUUGUCACAUUCUCCACUCCAGGAACUCUUUUUUUUCUCUACAAGGCAGCUUUGACCCACUUUUCUGUGAGAAAGCUGAAGAGACUUGCCUAGAGAAAGGCUGAACAUACAUUGGAUAAAUGAGGGGAAUUAACGCAGAGUUCCACCGUUUCUUGAUCUUCUUGGCCAGUUUAGACACUUGAGCUCAUUCAUUCAGUGAGAAAUAGCUGAAUCCCACUGUUUCUUAUCACCCCAUUCCUUGAGUUUCCUUUCCAGUGGUUGUAGCAAUAUUCCAAACUGUCCUCCACUGAGCAACAAUGGAAUGCCUGAAUUUACAACUCCAAUCAGCAAGCUCAGAAAAUAACCUGGACAGCCUAGAGACAUACUCUAACUACGAAGAGUCUCUCCCAUCACCUCAAGGAACCCCCUCUCGCCAGGGGCGUCUCGUCAAGCCCAGCAUGAGUUGCAGACGCAAGCGUGAGUUCAUCUCUGAUGAAAAGAAGGAUGCAUUCUACUGGGAGAAGCGCCGUAAGAACAACGAGGCGGCCAAACGCUCCAGGGAGAAGCGACGACUGAAUGACAUGGUGUUGGAAAACCGCGUCAUGGUGCUGAAUGACGAGAACUGCCGCCUGAAGACGGAGCUGCUGCAGCUGAAGCUGCGCUUUGGCCUUAUCACCACUGCCUCCUACAUGGAGAAGAGCCAGCAGCUCACUAGUGGAGGCAACAAUGGAGGCAAUGGGAGAUCCUCCACAUCCAUUUACUACUCCAGCGGCUACUCCAGCAGCUCCCAGGUGAUGAUGAACUCUGACUCCUCGGAGACUGAGCAGUCAGGCAGCGGGGGGGGGCAUAGUCAACUGGUGACGUCCUCCCCCCAUGGGUCCCUUUCAGACAUGUCAGAUGGGUCCUCCCGGGACAGCCCAGAGCCUGCGGUCUACGGGAUCAAGCAGGAGGAUAGCAACCUGGAGAUGGACAUUGGAAGCAGCAUGUUCAACGUCCACCAUAGCCUGUCCUCCACACAUCACCAGGAGGAGAUGGAGUCGGUCUACCACAGCCAACAGCACCACUCCUACCACCACCAGGAGAGCAUCACAAGCCAGACCAGUCAGGUCCCUCCACCCACCCAACAGAGGAGUGUCAUACUCUAUCGCUCCAGUAGUGCCUCCUACCCUGGGGAGAGCCAAAGGCAGCAGGACAUAGAUCAACAGACAGCCCAACAGCAGAGUGCUCAGGCCAGCCAGGCUCGAGAGAGCCACACGGAAAGCUCAGAGAGACUGGCAGAGGUGACCAAGCAGAUGGAGAGGAAGACACUAGACUCCCCUCCGUACCACUACUCAGACUGCCACAGCGAGGCAGGAGAGAGGCAGGUGUACAGAGCUCUGCAACAGGAGCAAAAGAUCCAGACGGGCCUCGCUCCAGACAUCCUCCAAAAACAGGAAGCUGUCACGUCCCACCUGUACCACAACCAUGCUAGUCACUGCUAUCUUAGCGCCCAGGACGAGGAGCCCCCCAUACUGACCUAUGAGGGCGGGGCCAGGAGUGAGGGGUACUACCAAGAACACUCAACCUCAGGCAAAGACACCUCCUCUAGUGACAAUGACCCCCGCAGCUCUGACAAGGAGGCCUCCACGGACGACGAGUCCCCGUCCUCCUCCUUCUCUGACGCCGGGAGUUACCUCCAGCACUUGUCUGUCUCACACCAGCCAGGGUCCCCUCUGCCCUCCCCGCAGGGCUCCUCCCAAUGCCAAAGCGGGGACACCCAGGCAGAGGUUAAGGGCACUGCCCUGCCUCACAAACUGCGUCUCAAACACAGAGCCAUGAGCUCCCAGCAGGACUCUCCCACCACCACUCCUCCUUCCUCUAUCCUGCCCCAGCACCCUUACCUGGCCCUCACGCAACAGCAGAGCGGCAAAGAGAGGGAGAGUGAGAGCCAGCCCCCCACAGGGUUCUAUAAGCAGCCGUCCACAGCUGAGUCUAGGAAGGAGAGUGGGAAAAAGGAGUCGUCAAGCGGACGCCGUAACAACAAACGAGACUAAGUGCCUAUAGAACACUUGAGGGCAACACAAAUUUGUUGAGGUUUCUUACAUUGUGAGGUGCCUCUGAUGCUGCCUUAGAUCAAAAUACGCUCUUUCCCUUUCCCCUCCUCAAUCUCAAUCCACUAUCAUUCCUUUACCCCCAUCUACACCUCCCUCGCCUUCAUGUCCUGGGACUAAAAAGCUGGAUUGAAGCCCAAAACAGUACUGGACUUCUGGGGGAACAGUAUUCUAUGUGUAUAUAUUGUAUAUACACUUUUCAGUUCUUGCAUCUUCUCCAUAAUUACAGAAGGACUUUUGUUUAUAAAUGAGAGGAGGGAUGAAACUCUUUCAUAUCGUUUUUCGUCAAACCACAGUUGGUCAUUUCAAAUGAGAAUAUAAGUUGACCAUUAUUGGAACUAUAUUGUCAACUUUCAGUGCCCCUCCUAAGGUGCACAUCUGGCGUUAGACAAACAUAGCAGCAACAUUCUGGGAACAUUCCCUUGACCAAAGAUGCAACACAAUGAGAAGUUCCAUCCCUCUUCCCUAACCCUACCUCUACCAAUCUAUAUUUCCCUUCCCAUCUCCAUGAUCUCACACAGCCAAUCCAUUAUCUUUCUUGUUCAAGCACUUGGUUUGUAUAUUACUGUAAAUUUACCAAUAAUUUAUAAAUAUAUAUUUUUGAAGAAAACAAACAAAAAUGUCACAACAAUGCAACAAACUGUUGAGGCAAGAAAGGACUUGGACGUUAUCAUCCUGUUUGUCAGAAUUACUGUACAGUCACAUUGUGUCUACUGUUGCAAACUCCUCUUAAGUUAAAAAGCCUUUCAUGUAAUCACUUUAACUCUGUUUACAGAAACAUGGCCAAUAGCUUUUUUUUUUUUUUUUUAUUUUUUUUUAUUUUAUCCCCUUUUCUCCCCAAUUUUCGUGGUAUCCAAUCGCUAGUAAUUACUAUCUUGUCUCAUCGCUACAACUCCCGUACGGGCUCGGGAGAGACGAAGGUCGAAAGUCAUGCGUCCUCCGAAGCACAACCCAACCAAGCCGCACUGCUUCUUUAACACAGCGCGCCUCCAACCCGGAAGCCAGCCGCACCAAUGUGUCGGAGGAAACACCGUGCACCUGGCCCCCUUGGCUAGCACGCACUGCGCCCAGCCCGCCACAGGAGUCGCUGGAGCGCGAUGAGACAAGGAAAUCCCUACCGGCCAAACCCUCCCUUACCCGGACGACGCUAGCCCAAUUGUGCGUCGCCCCACGGACCUCCCGGUCGCGGCCGGCUGCGACAGAGCCUGGGGGCGAACCUAGAGACUCUGGUGGCGCAGUUAGCACUGCGAUGCAGUGCUCUAGACCACUGCGCCACCCGGGAGGCCCCAAUAGCUUUUGAAAUGCAGCUUACCUGUUAUUGCAGUAGAUGUUUAAGAUCUUAGACAGCAUUCAAUCAAAGUCAAUCUGAGACAGAACUAGGCUGCUGGCCUAAAGUUGAGCAUCAUCAACAGUCUAACUUCCACUGUUCCCAUGUCUUAGCCCAAUGUAUUUAUUCCUAUGCCCACGUCUGCAGAAAACCCAAUAGGAGCACAGACUAAAAUAUGAAUGUGUAUAAACUUUAACAUAUGUUUGGGUAUCGAGGCCAGUGUCUACCCCAUACUGAGACUGUAAACUCUAUCAACAGUGAACUGUUUUGUCGUCCGAGUUAAAGCUCAAGUUAAAACCGUAAAGUGGGGAAAUAUAGGGGAGAGAGUUAUUUUAAGUAUAGUAAUAUAAUCUAAAUGAUAUGUUUGAUAUUUGAACUCUGAGUGAGGCCACCUAGUCUCCUCUGCAAAUCGACACACUACACAAUGCACUGAGCUCAGAACCUCAGGCUUCUGACCUGACGUCGAUCCACUGCCCUAGAGACACCGAGUUAAACCUAGAUACUAGGUAAUUGGAUCUCUGAAACAGAGGCUAAUUUACUAUAUUACACAAAUAGCCCAUGACAUUAGAAAAACCUGGUUAAGAAUAUUCAGAGCUAUUGCAAUUAAGUUUUGUAAAAACUAAGGACAAUCUCUACUUUGUUAAUGAAAUAGGGAUUUCCCCUUUUUCUAAUGUGCUUCUGUAGUGUAAUACAUGGGGCAUCCACCCCCAGCCUUUAUUUUCCUCGUAUUGGGUGACAAUGAGAAGCCUGCACUGUACCACACAGUUUUAUAAAGUAUAUGUACCAUGUUUAGCUUUUUUGCCACUUGUGUAUAAAUGUAAAGCUUUCCCUCUCUGACAACACUGUAAUGUUAUUGUCAUUGUUUUAUUUUCUGAUGUUGUUCUGUUAUUAUCUUCGUGUGUCUUUCUCCUAUUGACCGUAAUGAUGUAUUUGCGCCAUACCACCAUCCUCCCCUUUUUCAAUGUGUUUUAAAUCAGUGAUGCUUGUGUUUUUGCUAAUGGUUUUAUGAAAAAGAUUCAAAAAAGACAAAGAUGCAGACGAGACUAGUGUGGUGUUUAGCAGUAGGUGGUGUCUAGGUCGCCACCACCCCUUCUUUUUGACAUGGCUGUGUAUGUAAAGACACUAAUAUUCAUCAUGGAAGAUGGAUGCAUUUCAAGAUUGAAAACAAUAAAAAGGAUGUUGAAUUUCUCAACAUAUCGUAAAAAUA
Messenger RNA from Salvelinus fontinalis (brook trout), 5140 nucleotides. Its product is annotated as nuclear factor interleukin-3-regulated protein-like. The transcript is spliced from 2 exons. Gene Ontology annotation, biological process: regulation of DNA-templated transcription; circadian rhythm. Gene Ontology annotation, cellular component: nucleus. Gene Ontology annotation, molecular function: DNA binding; DNA-binding transcription factor activity. The coding region runs from base 834 to 2549 and encodes 571 amino acids. The record is from RefSeq and is a predicted model, not a curated record. Lineage: Eukaryota; Metazoa; Chordata; Actinopteri; Salmoniformes; Salmonidae.